AGACUGCUACUUCAAACAUCUCACCUGAACAUCCACAAACUCUCGCUGGAUAUUUCCCACAGGAUUAUUCUGCCUCUCGAUGAGCUCUGACCGUCGCUGAUGGACACAGCCACUCCUCCGAACUUCCCCGAUGAUCCGCGACAGCUUCAUCAAAGGCCUCCUGGGCUCCAGGAAACUCCACGAGAGCCCGCGAUCCUUCCCAGCAUUCCUGCAUACGACUCCAUCAGCAUCCUCACCGCCGGCCCAACAAACGACACGGACAGCAUCCAGACGGGACACCCGGUGACGGACGGAGACAGCAUCCAAACGGGACACCCCGCGUACGACACCGACAGCAACCAAACGGCCCAUCUGGCGUACGAGACGGACAGCAACCGGACCCUGAACCCAGCGUUCGACACGGACAGCACACACACACUCCACCCCGUGUACACACUGGACAGGGGGACCAUGGAGGGAGUCCCGGGGCCUCCUAGAGGAGACGGUCCAACCAGCAGCAUCCCGCUGACCCCGCCUCCAUACACCCCGCCGGAUCCGAAAACAGCCUACCUCGUGUUCCCCUCGCAGAUGAGUCAUUACCCCAACCAGCCCGUCAUCACAUGUCAACCGGGAGCCAAUCCACCGGCUUUCUACCAGCCCCCCUUCCUCCCGCCCGCCACAUACCCGUCCUACACUAUAUACAUGAACGGGCCGGCGCUGGGAGAGGAGCAGACACCCGUACCCAAAGAUUACCUGGUGGAGUCUCUGCUGGUGACCAUCUUCUGCUGCAUCAUGAGCGGCCUCGUCGCGGUCAUGUACUCGUAUGAGACGCGUGCCGCGCUGACCAGGGGUGAUAUCCGCGAAGCUGAGAAAACGUCCCAGAAGGCUCGUCUGCUCGUCAUGUUCAGUUUGAUGUUCGGCAUAUUUGUUUUUGUGGGCUGGAUUAUUUAUGUGGUGAUCGUUCUCUGUGCAUAGAAACUUCUGACAGAUUAAACAUGCAUUACAUAAUCUACCGUUCAAAAGUUUGGAGUCGGUAAGAAUUGGUUUAGUUUUUGAAAGACCAGGGCUGUGUUUAUUUGAUCAAAAAUACAGUAUAAACUGUGAAAUAUUAUUACAAUUCAAAAUAAGUGUUUUCUAU
Messenger RNA from Pimephales promelas (fathead minnow), 1117 nucleotides. RefSeq names its product proline rich transmembrane protein 1B (gene prrt1b). Gene Ontology annotation, cellular component: membrane. The record is from RefSeq and is a predicted model, not a curated record. NCBI's taxonomy places the organism in Eukaryota, Metazoa, Chordata, Actinopteri, Cypriniformes, Leuciscidae.